This is a messenger RNA of Etheostoma cragini (Arkansas darter), 2530 nucleotides long. It is a transcript of the gene st6galnac, whose product is annotated as ST6 (alpha-N-acetyl-neuraminyl-2,3-beta-galactosyl-1,3)-N-acetylgalactosaminide alpha-2,6-sialyltransferase. The record is from RefSeq and is a predicted model, not a curated record. Gene Ontology annotation, molecular function: sialyltransferase activity. The transcript is spliced from 10 exons. NCBI's taxonomy places the organism in Eukaryota, Metazoa, Chordata, Actinopteri, Perciformes, Percidae. The coding region runs from base 800 to 2263 and encodes 487 amino acids.
AGGGCUCUUGCGGAGAAAGUGAAGUUCCUUCCUGUCUUGGACUUGUUAAAAAGCUGUCAGCUGUGUGGCGGAAAUUGAGGCUGCAUGUUCCUGCUUGUGACCUGACAGUUUGUGUGUUUAUACAUCCAUACUUCUCUUUGUCUUUGUGUGUGUGUGUGUGUGUGUGUGUGUGUGUGUGUGUGUCCCUCCUGUCAUACGUGUGUCAGUGUGAUUCAGGGUCUCCACACAUUGUGAGCAUAGCAGAGAUCCUUCGAGCUGCCUGUUCAUGUCUAACUUUAUUGCAGGAGCCUGAAGUGGUCUUCUUUCUGUCUCCCCCCCCCUACAUGCAGCUGAGUAGAGGGGGUUGACCAAUUGCCAGCAGCUGUUGCUCAUUUCACAAUGGUCCCGCCCAUACAGUGCCGAGGCUGGCAGUGCUGCUUCACACACUAGAGGAGCAGCGGCAGCAGAGCUCCCAACUUAGAGGACCAUGUCUACGUUAGAACCAUCAUGAAGGACCGACUGAGAGCACCGAGCACAGAGGAGUUUCUUCCGCUGUGCUGAGUGGAGCCCAGGAGUGGAGACCAGAUCCUGUUGCGGGCUAAUUAAAUCCCAGCAUAACAUCACUGACCCCCACCCUGCCUUCCCCGUCCUGGUUCACCGAAAAAAGUAAACACCCCACAAAACUUGUGUCCUGAGCGGGACGUCGUCCUCCCCUGACUCUUCACCCUCCAUCCUCUGCCUCCUCAUGCUCCUCCAGACGGAGAGGAGGGCAGGGCGAGCUCACGCAGCCUGCCGGCCACCGCGCGCCUCCUGACGGGCGAUGGCGCUCCGGAGGAGGCUGGCGCUCGGCGCGUUGACCGGCGGCUCCCUGCUGCUGGUCUACAUCCUGUGUGUGAACCUGGAGAGCCCCCUGUCCUGGUCCGCGGCGCCUCCGAAACCUUCCCAUGGCUUCACACAGGCAAGGAGCAGCAGCUCACGAGACUCUGCGGAGCCUCUGGACAGACAGAGCAACAGGGACCAGUGGAGCCACCCGCCCCCCACCUCCACCUCCACCUCCACCUCCACCCUUCCCCCAGAGCUCUCCUCUGGUACAGUUCUGCCUGAGAGCCUGCAGACUCCCAGUCCAGAGACUCAAACCGCCCCAGCUGCUGAACACACACCGGCGGACAACAAUGCCCCGGACAACUCUAAGUCCAGGUUUAAGUCUGGCGUGGAGGAAACCAGGUUCCGGAUCAUGAAUCAAAGACUCGGACUGCAGGACGCCGAGCCGACAGAGCCUCCCUUCAUCGGAGACAAUUACAUGAGUGAAGACAUCCCACCACAAACAAACUGCUCCGACGGGAUCCGGAGUCGGGUCAACCAAACGGCUCUGAUUGGCCGGUUUCUGGAGGGGGUUCCUGUCCUGCAGUGGGCCGGCCACGUCACCCCGGAACAGCACCAGCGCCUGAGCCGCUACCCGGGAGCGCACGGCUGGGGGGGCGUCGACUACAAGACAUUGGUGGAAACUCUGUCUGUCCUCAACUCGUCUGCUAACCGGUGGCUGCUGGACGACUGGACGGAGCGCAGGAGGACAUCGGAGUGCAUCCGCUGCGCUGUGGUGGGGAACGGAGGGAUCCUGAAGGACUCUGGGAAAGGGAAGGAGAUCGACAGCCAUCACUACGUCUUCAGGACCAACGGGGCGAUCAUUAAGGGCUUUGAGCAGGACGUGGGGUCUCGGACCACCCACUACACCUUCUCCACCAACACACUGAUGAACUCCAUGAGGAGCUACGCUGGCGCCGGCUAUAAAGGACCCCCGCUGUCUGAGGAAACGCGCUACGUGUUCCUGCCGGAUCACGACCGGGACUACCUGCUGAUGAAGGCUGCCGCCACACACACUCCGGUGCAGCGAGGACCCGAGAGAGGCAAAGAUCCAUCCAAGUACUUUGGACAGGACGUGUCGGCAGAAAAGCUAAAGAUGUACCACCCCGAUUUCAUCCGUUACCUCCGAAACAGAUUCCUUCGUUCUAAAGCUCUGAAAACCAAAUACAAGGACAUUUACCGUCCGUCCACCGGCGCUGUGAUGCUAUUGGCUGCGCUGCAUACCUGCGACCAGGUGAGUGCGUACGGCUUCAUGACCCCAGACUAUAAGAACUACUCGGACCACUACUACGAGAAGAGCUACCACCCGGUGGGCUUCUACAUCAACCACGACCUGCGCAUGGAGAUGAGCCUGUGGCAGCAGCUGCACCAGGCGGGGCUCAUCCGACUCUACAUGCACGAGGAAGUUGGGAACCACAAAUGACGUCAUCGCGUCUGUCUGCGAGUCACAUGAGUUAUCAGCGCGGCCUUAAAGGGGGACAGGUGGACCACAUCACCUGUCUUGGCUCCAAAUGACUCUGAACUGAGCAAAAAGAAAUGAAAUGAGAUUGAAAUGCGAUGAUGGUGGUCCACUUCGAUCCAGACUGAAAUAAUUCUACCAACAUUGGAUGCAUCGUCAUUAAAUGUGGUGCAAAUAUCCAAUGGCAUCGAAGGAUGAAUCCUUAGUGACUGAUUUCUUUUCUUUUUUUUA